AUGGCGCGUAAAGGACACUCUAAGAAACGUGGGAAAGGAGGAAAAUCCCGUAAAAGGAAAAGACGAGACGAUUCUCAACCCGCGCCCCGACAGGACGAGGCCAGAGUUCAAGCCAAGAAGCCCAAGUUGGCCCCGCAGGAGCAGGACUCGAGCAGCGACAGCGGUGAGGAAGCGGAUCCCUUUACCAGUUUGCUGUCCACUUUCAACGCCACUGCACGGACAGACAAUGUUGUUGAAACCGAUGAAUCCGAACCCAGUGACUCUGAAGUUGAGGUCAGUGAAGGUGACAGGGAAGUUUCUGUGUUUGAUCAGGACGAAAAUUUGGGUGAGGAAGACGAUGAGGUAAAUGAGAGUGAAGGUGAUGGCGGUGAUGAAAACGAUAGCAACGACGAUGCAGGUGACAGUAAUGAUAAAGACGAGGAUGACUUUGAUGUCUUUGAAAAUCAAGACGAGGCAGUGGAUGACGUUUUAGAUAAUGAUCCCUUCGUUAAGCAUUUAUUGUAUGAUCUGGAUGAAGAUUUAUUAGAAGUAAUUCAAUCACCCCAGCCUCAAUAUCAAAUCGUGCAAGAAAUUUGGCCUGCGCUUGAAUCACUAAAAUUCUAUUUGCCAGAUGUCAAGAAGAAAACGGCAGUAAAAAAAACAAAAAUGUCUGUUGUAGACAACACAGUAUUUGCACCUCAUGGAAAUGUACCAUCUAGAAUCACGUAUGUGGAUUUAGCAAAGCUUCAUGUUAAAUCUCAAUUGCAUAGUAAUGUAGCCAAUGCAAAUGUGGAAAACAUUGGAGAAGAAAAAGAAAUGCUGAUUACACCACUCCAAAAAGAAAUCUUCACUAUUGUUAAUAAUUAUCAAGAUUUGUUCUAUCCGUCAAGAACACUAGAAAAUGGUGAAGAAAUACGUUUCAUUUACACUCUUCAUUCUGUAAACCAUAUCUUGAAAACAAGGACCAAAAUUGUGAAUCAUAAUAUUAAAGUUCAAAAUAAGGAUGAUGUGCCAGAUGAAUAUCGUGAUCAGGGAUUAGUGCGUCCAAAAGUUUUAAUUUUGGUACCUUUCAAAGAUUCAGCGUACCGGAUUAUUAAAAUGAUUAUAUCCCUUUUGCAUCCUAAAGACAAAGGUCAUGUAAUUAACAAAGCAAGAUUUAUAGAAGAAUUUACAGGAGGUGAAAUUGCAAUGCCUUUUAAAAAUCCACGACCAGAAGAUUAUGAAAAAACGUUUUCAGGGAAUGCUGAUGAUAACUUUAAAAUUGGAUUAGCAAUAACAAGAAAAAGUCUUAAGCUUUAUGUUGACUUUUAUUCAGCUGACAUAAUUAUUGCAUCACCUCUCGGUCUGAGAGUAAUUAUUGGUGCAGAGGGUGAAGCAAACAGAGAUUAUGACUUCUUAGCAUCUAUUGAAGUAUUGAUAAUGGAUCAGACUGAAAUAUUCCUGAUGCAGAAUUGGGAGCAUGUUUUGCACAUUAUGAACCAUAUACAUUUACAGCCUAAGGAAUCACAUAAUACAGAUUUUGCUCGUGUUCGAUCAUGGGCUAUUAAUGGGUGGACACGCUUUUACAGGCAGACCCUUGUGUUUUCAUCUCUUAUGUUGCCUGAAAUAAAUUCACUUUUCAAUAAAAAGUGUCAUAAUUUUGCUGGUAAAGCUCGUAUUGAGAAGUUUUAUGCAAAGGGUUCUGUGUGCCAAAUAGUUCUCCAGUUGUCACAGGUAUUUCACCGUUUUAGUGCAAUAAGUGGCCAGACUACUAUAGAUGCUAGAUUUGAAUUCUUUACCAAAAAAAUCCUUCCACAAUUUACUGAUUCAAACACAAACAGUGUAUUGAUAUAUGUGCCAUCGUAUUUUGAUUAUGUUCGAAUUAGAAAUUAUUUCAAAAGAGAGGAAAUAAGUUUUGUGCAGAUAUGUGAAUAUUCUAAAGAUGGAAAAAUUGCAAGAGCUCGGGAUCAUUUUUUCCGUAGUGAAGCCCAAUUUCUGUUGUAUAGUGAAAGAGCUCAUUUCUUUAGGCGAUUUCGAAUUAAAGGUAUAAGGCAUCUCAUCUUUUAUCAGCCUCCCACCAUACCUCAUUUCUACAGUGAAUUUUGUAACUUUAUGGCUGACUGUAAUCAGAGCCGCAAAUUGGCCUGUGAUAGUGCUAAAAGUGUAACAGUUAUGUAUGCAAAAUCUGAUGGAUUACAACUUGCUGCAAUUGUAGGCACAGAGAGAGCUGCACGUAUGCUUUCAUCAGAUCGUGAUGUUCACAUGUUCGUCAGUGGAGAUUGA
Messenger RNA from Gryllus bimaculatus (two-spotted cricket), 2241 nucleotides. Lineage: Eukaryota; Metazoa; Arthropoda; Insecta; Orthoptera; Gryllidae. The record is from the annotation of a GenBank genome assembly.